Messenger RNA from Pimephales promelas (fathead minnow), 725 nucleotides. The record is from RefSeq and is a predicted model, not a curated record. NCBI's taxonomy places the organism in Eukaryota, Metazoa, Chordata, Actinopteri, Cypriniformes, Leuciscidae.
CGUUUAGUGGUAGUUUACAUUUAAAAUGAAUGUCCUGCUUUUGUCUCCAAUAGAUCCUGUUAUUCGUUCGAGCUGUCUAACUACUACAAAUACUAGAAUUCCUAUGAAAAAUCUAGUUGGCUACAACAUCCAGAACAAACCCUUGUUCCGUGUAAUUGCUGUGAGAUUUCUUACAAUCAAAGGGAUCACAAUCUGCUCGGAUCCCUCCUCACAAUGGGCCAUAAAAGCAAUGAAGUACCUGGACGCAAAGAAGAAACAUCAGUCAGCAAUAAACUCUACAACUCGAGUAUGCUCUACUUCAGAGAAGCAGGUUUACAAUUACACACAGAAGUUAACAGAGAUAUGGAACACAACACCCGCGAAUACAGGAAACAAGACAGAAUGGCAUAUCCCAGUAACCAAACUGGAGCAGGAUUGGAGAGGAUCUAAUGAAACCACAGAGACAUUUCAGACGGUUGGGCUAUCACAGGAGGAAGAGGGAUCAACCAUUAUGAACAACUCAUUACAAUUGCAGAAGAAAAAUGAGCAGGUUAAAUACUCAGACUCUUACUUUUGUUUGAAAGAGGAGCAGGUUAAAUACUCAGACUCUUACUUUUGUUUGAGAGAGGAGCAGGUUAAAUACUCAGGCUCUAAAUUUUGUUUGAAAAAGGAGUAGGUUAACUCUGGUUACUCAGGCUCUCAGUUUUGUAUAUAUAUCUUUGUGAGGAUUUCUGAGCAGCAUUUAG